AUGCGCCUCGACCGUUGGUUCAAGGCACAUUAUCCCGGUCUCGGGUUCGGACGGCUGCAGAAGCUCCUGCGCACCGGCCAGGUGCGGGUUGAUGGCAAGCGCGUUGAGGCCAGCACACGGGUCGCCAAGGGCCAGAUGAUCCGAAUUCCACCAUUGGGUGUCGAGCUUCCCGCGGACGACAAGAAGAAUGCCAAACCCAAGUCCACCAAACUGAUUGCCGACGACCGCAAGGCCAUCGAGGAGAUGCUGCUGUUCGAGGACAAUCAGGUCAUGGUCCUUAACAAGCCUGCCGGUCUCGCUGUCCAGGGCGGGUCCGGUCUCAAGCGCCACCUGGAUGGCAUGCUGGAAGCCUUUACGGACAGGAAGGGCAACAAGCCGCGCCUGGUUCACCGUCUCGACCGCGAGACAUCAGGCAUCAUCCUUGUUGCGCGCACGCGUCAGGCAGCGCAGGAACUUACAAAGUCCUUCCGGCAUCGCAAUACGCGCAAGAUCUACUGGACGAUGCUCGCAGGCGUGCCCAAGCCGAAACAGGGCCGCAUCUCGACGUUUCUUGCCCGCAGCGAGGCUGAAGAACGGAUGCAGGUCGUGAGGCAGGGGGAAGAUGAUGCCCAGCAUGCUGUGUCCUUGUAUUCCGUAUUCGAGCAGUCCGCGCAAAAACUGUCAUGGGUCACCAUGAAGCCCGUUACCGGCCGGACGCACCAACUGAGGGCGCAUGCUGCCCACAUCGGUCAUCCGAUCAUCGGCGAUGACAAGUAUUUCAAUAUCGAGAACUGGGAAUUGCCGGGCGGCAUUCAAAACCGCCUGCACCUGCUUGCGCGCCGUAUCGUCAUUCCACACCCGUCGGGUCAUGGCAAGAUCGACGUGUCGGCGCCGUUGCCGCCGCACAUGCAGCAGACCUGGAACCUUCUCGGCUUCAAUGCGAGCGACUACGAUCCUGAGGCCGACGAUCCCGACGAGACGGUCAUCAAACGCUGA
Effrenium voratum is the source of this 975-nucleotide messenger RNA. Lineage: Eukaryota; Dinophyceae; Suessiales; Symbiodiniaceae. The record is from the annotation of a GenBank genome assembly.